AUGGCUCGCUCUAAGAACGAAGAUGCGGCAUGGGAAAGCCAUCGCCAUGAGCUAAAAGCCAUGUUUUUAGACCAAGGUCUCACCGUUGAACACAUUCAACAACACAUGUCCCAAAAAUACAACUUUACAAAAAGCAAACAUCAAUAUCACAGGCAGUUUAAAAACUGGGACUUCAAAAAGAACUUCACGAGCGAUGAUUGGCGCUUUGUUGCACAUCGUCGUGAAAAAAGAAAACGUGAAGGAAAGGAUCCUGGCGAUGUGAUGCUAAACGGCAAUUUGGUCCCUGAACCAAAGGUCAGAAAAGCGAUAGCUCGUCAUGUUUUACCAACCUCUCAAUACCUAGGGACUGUUAAUUGCGAUGCAGAACCUUCAACUCCGGAGGGAAUAACUGUUGGCACACCGAGUUCAGAAAUGCAAGGCAUAGAGUUUAAUCAUUCUAUAUCCCCUCCUCAAAUGAAUUGGCUAUUGGAUCUUCCAGGAGCAGAAAGCUUUCCGGAUCUCGAUUUGUCCAACAUUAUUACUCCAACGGCCGAUGGCAUUUGCGAUCAAUUACCCAUUGCAAUACCGGAACUACAUGGCCCCGAUGCAUCUCACAUCCAAGUGAUGGAAAACUUGCCUGAGUUUUCUUCAAACCAAGAGGGCCUCAUUCGAGGGCUAUAUACAAGCAGAACUCCUGCCUUGAAUCCAGUGCAUACUGAAUCCAAUCACGACGGUCUCGGAUCCCUCAAUAGGGAUAUUUUAGAAGGAACUAGCCUUCUUUCUGCCAAAAUCUUUUCCAAUUCUGCUCCAAAUAUCAGCAAAUUGAGUGAAUAUCUCGAGCCUUUCACCAUGGAAAACGUUCACCAUGAGUUGAUAAGAAAGGCCAAGACUAUAUUUCAGACCGAUUCUUCGGACAAUCUACCCCCCUUUUUGAGCCUCUGCAUCUAUCUAUCAUCCAACAAUCUAUUACCACCCCUCGCAAUGAACAGGUUGGUUAUGUUGCUGGCAAAAUCAAAUUCUCACCUUCGGUUGGAAACUCUCUUGAAGUCACAGUCACAGUCAACGGCGAUGGAGAUAUUCAUGAGCGAUUUGCUAGCUAGUGCCGCUACGCUGGGAAAUACAGAUAUAACUCGAAUAUUAAUAAAUCAUGGAGCAGACUUGGAUGCUACCAGAGGACGACUCAUGAAAGCAACACCGCUUUCCCUAGCAAUCAAAUUUGGACAUUUCGAAUGCGUCAGAUUAUUGUUAGAAGCUGGCUCAGACCCUAAUUUAGCAACAGAAGAGAAGACUCCUCUUCACAUUGCAUGCUCUACACACAAAUGUUCAAUUGAAAUCGUGGAACUCUUACUCAAGUCUGGCGCGCAUAUUAAUCCUCCACAAGACUCUGGCCGACUCACAGCCCUCCAAUUGGCGGUGAAUGAAUGUCGAAUAAAUGUAGUGCGCCUUCUCCUUCAAUGGAAGGCUGAUCCAAACACUUUCACCACAUCGAAGCUUGGUACUCCCUUACAGAUUGCAUGCCGCAACUCAUCAAAUGCCGAGAUGUCAGAGCUUCUAAUAAAUGCAGGAGCAGAAAUCGACACAUGCUCAGGCCAUAAAUACGAUGAUGGAUCUUCCUCACACGAUCCCGACGACAGUGAUCUGGAACCUGAUUCGAAUUCGGAUUCGGAUUCGGAUUCGGAUUUCGAUUUAGGUGUCCUUGGAGCUUCCGAUAAUAGCAGUCUUUCGACCUUCCAAUCGGCCAUUCUAAUAGCUGCUGACAACGAAAAUUGGGAGACAGUCCAGCUCCUGCUGGAGGAGGGCGGUGACGUCAAUCCUAGCAUGAGCAUGUUCCCUAUCCAGGCUUUGCGAAACGAAUUCCAAUUCAACACUUUAUCCAGUCCAGUUGUAUUGACCCCAUUACAAGCUGCAGUACGGGCGGAGAACAUCACGAUGACACGUAUGCUUUUGAGUGCCGGGGCACAUGUUGAUGCAAGGCCCGAGAGCAAAUACGGCCAUACCGCUCUUCAGAUUGCUGCUAUGAUGGGGAAUCAGAGGCUUGUUCAAAUUCUUCUGCGAAAGGGCGCAGACAUCAAUGCUCCCGCAGGCGUCUUUAACGGGCUGACAGCGCUUCAAGCGGCUGCUUUCCAUUCAGAUACGGAGCUUUUGACUUUUUUACUAAAGGAGAAAUCCAAUGUCAAUGCUCCUCCAUCCUUAGAGUACGGCAAAUCCGCGCUAGAGGCAGCAAUAUCAAAAGGAAAUAUAGAUGCCGUCAGGAUUUUACUUGAUGCAUGCGCAUCCGCUAAUGUUGAAGUUGUUCUGAAAGGGUGCCUCGGAACAAUAAAUGAUAUAGAAGUGAGAGAAGAGAUAUUUUCUUUACUUAUGGAGGCUGGUGCACGUUUUGAAUCUCGCGCUGGGUCCCUUCAUACUGCAGUAUUCUGGAAAGAUAUUGAUAUGACCAGGAGAUUACUGAAAAGAGGUGCGGAUCCAAAUGCUGGCUAUUGUCAAACCACAAACAGAACCCCUCUUCAAAAAGCUUCAUCCGCGGGAAAUGAAGCUCUAGUACGCUUAUUGAUCAGCCAUGGAGCAGACAUCAAUGCACCAGCCUAUUAUAAUGAAGGCGAAACCGCUCUGCAGUCGGCUGCUUUACAAGGUCACUUGAAGAUAGUGAAAUUUUUGUUGGAUUCUGGAGCCGAUGCUCGGGCGCCAAUGGCUGCAUGGCCUGGAGUUUCAGCAAUAGGGGCAGCUACUAGCACAUGCAACGAAGAACUGGUCCAGACGUUCCUUGAUAGAGAUCCUGAAAUCAUUUCAUCCGAUCCAUUGGCAAAACGUGAUGCUCUCAGAGCCGUUUUGAGCCAUUGGAAAUGCAACGCGUCUAUGGUCAGGCUACUACUAAAGCACGGUGUUGCUGUGAAUACACCGCCAACAUUUUCCUGGUGGAAGCCGUGUCUCCAAAUAGCAGUAGAGAAAGGCAAUUUCGAAACUGUUCAAUGUCUACUCACUGCUGGAGCCGAUGUUAACCGUCGUUGGAAGCCAGAAAAGAAUGCUGCUAGAGUUACUGCUCUCCAGGCUGCUGUCUUUUCUCGAAACAUUGAUAUUGUGCGGAUGUUGAUAGAAUGGGGUGCCGACGUUAAUGCUCCAGCACAUACCAAUGCUGGAGGACAGACAGCUCUGCAAAUAGCAGUCUCGCAGAAUUACUUUCAGAUGGCCCAGCUUUUGGUGCAAAAUGGGGCGGAUGUAAACGGUGCACCAAGUCUACAGCAAGGCCUGACAGCACUUCAAGCAGCUGCUGCUGCCGGCAAUAUGAAACUAACUCAAUGUCUUCUUCGUCAAAAGGCUGACGUCAAUGCCCCAGCUGCUCACUUUGGCGGUAUUACUGCAUUACAAGGUGCCGCAAUCAAAGGCAAUAUUCGAAUCGUUACGAUGUUGCUUGCGGCCGGGGCAGACAUUGGCGCAGCACCAGCCAUAGAGAAUGGACGAAGUGCUAUCGAAGGUGCUGCCGAGAAUGGUCGAUUGGAUACACUACAUCUUCUUUUGAACUACCACCCGGAUACUGAAGAGUUUGAGAUAAAAAAGAAGAGAGCAUCGAAGCUCGCUCUCGCAAAUGGUCAUCUGGCAAUCGGGAGAUUCCUAAUGGCAUAUCGAAAAAGUGAUUGGAAGUGA
Talaromyces rugulosus is the source of this 3618-nucleotide messenger RNA. RefSeq lists its product as uncharacterized. The transcript has 4 exons. Gene Ontology annotation, molecular function: protein binding. The record is from RefSeq and is a predicted model, not a curated record. The coding region runs from base 1 to 3618 and encodes 1205 amino acids. Lineage: Eukaryota; Fungi; Ascomycota; Eurotiomycetes; Eurotiales; Trichocomaceae.